AUGUGCACAAAAGUAACCCUCCGCCACAUCUCCUGCAAACACGAUUUUUGGAUCCGCCGCAACUGCCACCGCCACCCAACCUGCGACUUCCAAACCUACGUCACCCGCGAACGCGGCGGCGAGUGCUGGGAUUGCGAUCCAGGCCAGGGCCCGCCCGAGGCCUUGUUCCCGAGAGAAGUGUCGUGGAGGCGGGUGAAGAAGAGGCCGUGUGGUGGGGGUGCGGUGUCGGUGUGA
Molecule: messenger RNA, 234 nt
Organism: Plenodomus lingam JN3
Lineage: Eukaryota; Fungi; Ascomycota; Dothideomycetes; Pleosporales; Leptosphaeriaceae
Source: RefSeq, a predicted model, not a curated record